This is a messenger RNA of Parathielavia appendiculata, 1650 nucleotides long. RefSeq lists its product as uncharacterized. Bases 85 to 1266 code for a protein of 393 amino acids. The record is from RefSeq and is a predicted model, not a curated record. The transcript is spliced from 2 exons. NCBI's taxonomy places the organism in Eukaryota, Fungi, Ascomycota, Sordariomycetes, Sordariales, Chaetomiaceae.
GGAAUUUCAUGGGGGUAGCGCGUGUACUGAGGAGCGAGCAGUCGCACUUCAACACCAACGACGGGAACUCUUUUGCCCGUAGUCAUGUUCCUCGCGACAGCACCACCAAGUGCCCUGCGGGCCAGCGGAGGCAGGAUAUGGCUUCCCAUAAGCAGUGGCGCUGCUCCAUGGCACAGGUGGUUCUCCACAUCUCCAACACAUCGAGCCAAACACAUCAUAACAUUUGGCGAGACCUCAUCUCCCGAACUUUCUAGACUUCUCGACAGCUUCCGCCAUUACAUCGUCCUCCCGACGUACUUGGCCGGAGAGCAGCGCAAGAAGAUCUACAAUCCCAAGCUGAAGGACAUCCUCCAGAACGACCCAGUCACGAUGGAAAUCGACGGCGUGGCCUACAAAUUCCGCUACAUCAACAGGGUCACUGAACUUCCCAACACCCGCAAGAUAGUCACGCAAGCCGUGAAUGCCAUGACAACCUCGAAGGACUUCCAGAACAUCCCUCCCCUCCUCGAAGGUUGCGAGCGGGCAAAUCGCACCCUGGGCACGCCCAUCCGGAGUUCGAUGAUUAGGAGGGCCGCCAUGCACAGGUCUCUACACAUCAUAAUGGACUGUGUCAAAGCCGUGAAGCGGACCGGCUUCAAGCUCGACCACUCCGAACUCAUCAACGAGCUGCUCAUCUGGCUUCAGCUGCCAGCAGUUCAAAGCGGCUGGGACGAGGCCAAGACGAAGGUGGCCCUCAAGCAAGUCCAGCUGGUCCUGAAUCUGAUCGAGAGCGACGAGAACCACUUGCCUCGCAAGGAAUCCCAAGGCGCCUUCCCCUUCUACCGGGACCCCCAGGUCUUGGCUGCCAGGCUGCACAUGGCCGCCGCGCGGGCUGUCCACCACCAGGGAGGCAAGGAUGUGGACGGCAAGGUGACCAAGUACGCCCAGGAGCUGGUUGCGCUGUGGCCCGAAGGCGCCGGGUUACUCGACCUCCAGCCUGAUGAGUCGUACAGGGACAAAGAAAAGAUGUCGUACCUGAUCGAAAGGAACCAUUAUUUGUGGUAUGCGUCGCCCGUGCUAAACGGCUUGACACUGGCGGCGCAGGUGGUGGACCCCGGCUUAGCCAUGCAACUGCAGAACCGGGCCGACAGUGUGGAGACCGAGGUCAAGGCUGCUCUCGCUUCGGAGAAGAGGAAGCCCGGGGGGAGAGGGGAGAUGAUCUACAAUUCACUCUUCAACCCUCAAGCAAACGAAGAGGAGCUGGCAGCCGCCGAGGAGACAGCAUGAGCGGCCUAAGGGCACUUGAAGACGUUUUGUAGUGGGCUGAAUCCUAUGUACAUGUAUAUCUCUAUGUAUUGUAUCAAAAUGCGCGGCGCGGGCUAUGGCAGGACAAUGUACUUCUGCAGAUGCUCGGGGAUGGCCGAUAACAGGUUCUUGGUCUCGAGCCACUUCCUCGAGAACAACCUGUCUGCAUACCGGUACGCGCCAUCCGCGAGAAUCGUCACGACCGUGUGCCCUUUGCCCAGCUUCUCCGCCACUUCCUUGGCCGCUACCACAUUGAGCGCCGAGCUGGCGCCCAAGUACAACCCCUCCUCGUCCAAACACCUGUACACCAUCUCGAUGCUCUUCUCGUCGCUGAUAUGCAGCGACCCAUCCAACAGUUCCAGAUCC